AUGAGUUCGUUAAAUAUCGAAAAGCAUGAUGUACUAUUACCAAAUCCUGAAGAUCAUGGAAAAUUAGCUUUUGUAUUAUACAAUGUAUUUACACCUGAGGAAUGUUUACAAUGGAUUGAACUAUCAGAAAAACGUGGCUAUACUCCAGCUUUAGUAAAUUAUGGUACGCAUCAAGCUUUAGAUACAAAUUUUCGUAAUAAUGAUCGAUGUAUGAUUGAUGAUGUUAAUAUGGCACAAAUGUUAUUCGAACGAAUUAAAUCAUAUUUACCAAAUAAAUGGAAAACUCAUCAAUUAGUUGGACUCAAUGAACGUCUUCGUUUUCUUCGUUAUGAUCCAGGACAAGCAUUUAAAGCACAUUAUGAUGGUACAUAUUGUCGUGAUGAUGGAUCUGAAAUAAGUUAUAUUACAAUACAACUUUAUUUGAAUGAAGGCUUCAAAGGUGGAGAAACAACAUUUGUUAGUCAUCGAGAUUCAAAUAAAAAUGUACCAUGUAUACCACGUACAGGAAUGGUACUUAUAUUCGAACAUCAUUUACUUCAUGAAGGUUCAGCAUUAAAAAAAGGUCGAAAGUAUACAGUUCGUACAGAUGUUAUGUAUCGACCUUGA
Messenger RNA from Adineta steineri, 606 nucleotides. The record is from the annotation of a GenBank genome assembly. Lineage: Eukaryota; Metazoa; Rotifera; Eurotatoria; Adinetida; Adinetidae.